UCAUGUCGGACUCUGAGGAGGAGAGCCAGGACCGGCAACUGAAAAUCGUCGUGCUGGGGGAUGGCACCUCUGGGAAGACCUCCUUAACUAUGUAUUUUGCUCAAGAAACUUUUGCGAAGCAGUACAAACAAACUAUAGGACUGGAUUUCUUUUUGAGAAGAAUAACGUUGCCAGGAAACUUGAAUGUUACUCUUCAAGUUUGGGACAUAGGAGGGCAGACAAUAGGAGGCAAGAUGUUGGAUAAAUAUAUCUAUGGAGCUCAGGGAAUCCUCUUGGUAUAUGAUAUUACAAAUUAUCAAAGCUUUGAGAAUUUAGAAGAUUGGUAUUCUGUGGUGAAGAAAGUGAGUGAGGAGUCAGAAACUCAGCCGCUGAUUGCCUUGGUGGGCAAUAAAAUUGAUUUGGAGCAUAUGCGAACUGUAAAACCUGAAAAACACUUAAGGUUUUGCCAGGAAAAUGGUUUUAGUAGCCACUUUGUCUCAGCAAAGACAGGAGACUCUGUCUUCCUGUGUUUUCAGAAAGUUGCUGCUGAAAUCCUUGGAAUCAAGUUAAACAAAGCAGAAAUAGAACAGUCACAGAGGGUGGUGAAGGCAGAUAUUGUAAACUCCAACCAGGAACCUAUGUCAAGAACUGUUAAUCCUCCUAGAAGCUCUAUGUGUGCAGUUCAGUGAGUGCAUUUGUCUUUUGUAUUGAUAGUUCUGGUUGCCCUUGGCCUCUGUGUGGGCCAGGGAACCUCUAGGAACUUGUUUUUAUCAGUGACCAUCUCUGUAGCUCAGUUAACACUUUCCUCUCAACUUGCUUCAUCACUGUGUGUUGCCUCAGCCUCAGGCAGCUCCUUGGACUGGAAAGAAUUCAACUUUGGGACCACACACUUUGAAUUCAAAAUGGAAAGCCCAUUCUCUGGAAUUAGACUGCUUCACCGAAAAAGAAUAAUGUUGGUACUUUUUAUGUCCUCACUUCUUUUUUCCCUGAUGUAAAUUUUUUUAAACAAAUAGGAAAAGUAUCCAAGUCUUGAUCAUCAGCCAAGAUUUGGCCACAGCACAGUUUCAUACUCUUAUCUAACUCAUCCCUGGCAAAGUAUGCUUCAGAGCGCAGACAUUUAAACGAGUAAUAUAUUUUGUCUACAGAUACUUAAGAAGGCAUUCUUUUGCUGUCUAUUGUGAGUGAAAAUAUAUAAAGCUGUAUCUAACUGAAAAUGCUUGAAAGAAAGCUAUAACAGAAAUAUUUUUUUCAUUUUUUAAAAAAGAGCCUAAUUGUUUAUAUUUUAGC
Molecule: messenger RNA, 1266 nt
Organism: Hippopotamus amphibius kiboko
Lineage: Eukaryota; Metazoa; Chordata; Mammalia; Artiodactyla; Hippopotamidae
Product: ras-related protein Rab-28-like
Exons: 1
Coding region: 3-668 (221 amino acids)
Cellular component (GO): Golgi apparatus; endosome
Molecular function (GO): GTP binding; GTPase activity
Source: RefSeq, a predicted model, not a curated record